AAAACCGAAACGCACUUUGCUUUGAAGCCUCCACGGAAAAAGUUCUCGUUGUUGACGAGAACUAACAGUUUACAAACAAUUUCCAGUGGCAAAACGCAGUGAAAAGUGUAAAAACUUUUAAAUUUUGUUGCGCAUUACAUCUCAGCUCAACUUAAGCUAAAACAUGCCAGACUGGAGAGAACGUGACGAAUCCGACCGUGGAUACGGUGGCGGAAGCUCUGGGUACGAUCGGGAGCGUCGUGACUACCGUAGCGGAGGCAGCAGUUACGGCAGUGGUGGCGGCGGAGGCAGCGGUGGUGGCUACCGCUCGGGAGGAAGUGGAGGUGGUGGUAGUGGUGGUGGAUAUGGCAACCGUGAAGGAGGCGGUUACCGUUCCGGUGGUGGCGGAGGCGGCAGCGGUGGAUUCCGCAACGGUGGCGGUCCCCCACGUGGGCCACCAAGGAUUGACCCGGCAACGGCUAAGACGGAAACGUUCGAGGUCGAUGCCGAAAAGGUCAAAUUCAUCAUUGGACGCGGUGGCAACAAGAUCCGUGAAAUCCAAGAUCGCUGCCGAGUGUCGGUGCAAAUAGACAAGCAGCGCAACGAAAACGGUCAGAACAACGUUUCGGUAAUGGGAGACCAGUCGAACAUUGAUCGGGCGCGAGACAUGAUCGACCGGAUCAUCAAUGACGAUCGCGACCGGGAGGAGCAUCACCGCGACUAGAGCGCAACCGUUGAAUAAGGCGGUUAGCGUGCGUUCGUGUAAGGUCCGUCGCCUAAACUCAAAGGCUUAGGUUAAGAACAGUUUUAAAUACAGCAAACAAAUAGGUUCGAUUAAACACAGCUAAUAAGAGGAGUAAAAGAUUUGCAUUUAUAAUUUUCCAUAAUCCUGAUAAUGAUUAAACCACAGACAGAAUUCGAACGGUAUGUACCUGUCGCUUACUGGGGACAGCUUCCAUUAAACUAAAUGAACGGUAACAAAGGCUAGAAGACGGCGAAGGAAUUGUGAAUCACUAUGUAAUUGGAGGUUCUUCAAUAUAAAUUGCCUGAAAUAUUAUUUGUGUUUUUCACCAUGCUCUGGAUGUGAUGAUAAAUGGCGACAAAAGAAAGUCAGAUUGGGACGAAAUGAGCGAAAUUCUAAGUAGGGUGAAAAAAUGUAAAUAGAUUUUUAGAAAUUUAUAUUUCUAAGACUACCGCUAGUAUACAGGUCGGAUUCCGUUGAUCGGGAAAGUAGCUCAUGAACGUGGAUCUAGGAAGGAAAUGAACACAAGGAAGGUUAACUAACGCGUUCUAUGAUGAACCAAAAGCAAGAAACAAACGGUCGAACACAUACUGAAAAGGCAGGAGGUAACAGCAGAAAUUGAUGUAGAAUACAAAUGUUCAUUUUUUACUUUUAAGAAGUUGCAAACCAUUAAAGCUGAAACUGGUCGGAAA
This is a messenger RNA of Ochlerotatus camptorhynchus, 1413 nucleotides long. Its product is annotated as keratin, type II cytoskeletal 1-like. The transcript is spliced from 3 exons. NCBI's taxonomy places the organism in Eukaryota, Metazoa, Arthropoda, Insecta, Diptera, Culicidae. The coding region runs from base 164 to 703 and encodes 179 amino acids. Gene Ontology annotation, molecular function: RNA binding. The record is from RefSeq and is a predicted model, not a curated record.